AUGUCGGACGCGUUAGAGUCCGGUCAGGACUCGGGUCAGCAGUCGCUGCCCAAUGAGGCGAACCUCCCGACUGUGGCUUUGGUUGACGUUCAGGUUGUCGUGAAUUACAUCCGACGAGUCAUUCCGGCCCUUCUUGAGGAAGACAAUGUCAUCCAUCCAUCGCUGGAGGUGUGCCUUAGGAGUGACGCGACUGUCGACAAAAUCCGCAAAUUUAUAUCCGACGGACAAAUGCGGUCUCUUCUCAUCCAAAGAUCGUCUUCAAAAGAAGAGGAAGAGGUGUCGGAAGCGGGCGGUGACACAGAAGACAAUGUCGUGUAUUUGAUCUCAGAAGAGGUCCGCUUUAUGAACGCGAAGAUCAAUAGCGUUGUCCUCAUAAAGAAAGGCCUGGUAUUGGAGGCCGAGAAGAAUAUAUCGACUCAACUGCGAGUCAUGAAUCUAAACGACUCGUCCCCUUAUGAGACGCUCCACUCCUAUGUGUCCGCAGCCGUCGCCCCGUAUUUCAAGUCUUACGUCAAAGAGACCGGAAGAGCCGAAAGAGACGGCGACAAAAUGGCGCCGACGGUAGAGAAGAAGAUCGCGGAGCUAGAGAUGGGUCUUCUGCAUCUCCAACAGAACAUUGAUAUCCCAGAAAUCAGUCUUCAAAUACAUCCAAUGGUUGUGUCGGUUAUCAAGAAGUGCUCUGAAGAUAAGCGACGAGUGAUUGUCGACGAGUUCGGCGAUAAAGUCAACGAUUCUGUGUUCUUGAAUCAACUCCAGAGUGGAGUCAAUCGUUGGAUUCGAGAGAUACAAAAAGUGACAAAAUUAGAUAGAGAUCCGUCCUCUGGAACCGCUAUACAAGAGAUAAGUUUUUGGUUGAAUCUCGAGAGAGCCCUUCUCCGCAUCCAAGAGAAGAGGGAGAGUUCAGAAGUGGCUAUCACUUUGGAGAUCCUGAAGAAUGGAAAGCGCUUUCACGCGACCGUCAGUUUCGAUGCCGACACUCGUCUCAAAGAAGCGCUUUCGACAGUCAGUGAUUACAACCCUCUGAUGAAAGACUUCCCGCUCAACGAUCUGUUGGCGGCCACAGAACUCGACAAAAUCAGAAUUGCUUUGCAGUCGAUAUUUCAACACUUGAGGAAAAUCCGAAACACGAAAUAUCCGAUCAAAAGAGCGCUCAAACUAAUGGAAGCCAUCUCUCGGGACCUGAUGUCACAAAUGCUGAAAGUGUUGGGCACCCGACGAAUGAUGCACAUCCCCUUCGAUGAGUUUGAACGGGUGGUGUCCGCCUGUUUCGAUGUCUUCAUCACAUGGGAUGACGAAUACGACAAACUUCAGGGCCUUAUGAGAGAUAUCGUCAAAAAGAAGAGAGAGGAACACCUGAAGAUGGUUUGGAGAAUCAAUUUGGCGCACAAGAGAUUGCAGUCACGUAUGGAACAAAUGCGCAAAUUUCGUCGACAACACGAACAGCUCCGGGCAGUCAUUAUUCGUGUCUUAAGACCGACCGUUAAAAGUGUCAAAGAAGGCGAACCCAUAAGUGAUGGCAACACUGAAAAGGAUUCCACACUUUCUUCGUUCGAUUCGGCGGACAUGAAUGCCAUCGAAGAAGUGAACUCUGCGUACGAACUCGUCAAAGAAGUGGAUGCGCUCGACAUCAGCAAAGAAGGAACCGAUUCGUGGGAGGCGUCGAUGAAGAGAUACGAAGAACGCAUCGAUAGAGUCGAGGCCAGGAUUACGGCUAAACUGCGAGAUCAGUUGGGAAUCGCUAAGAAUGCCAACGAAAUGUUCAGAAUAUUCUCGCGAUUUAACGCUCUAUUCGUUAGGCCUCAUAUUCGCGGCGCUAUUCGUGAAUAUCAGACACAACUGAUCCAAAGAGUUAAGGACGACAUCGAAUCGCUUCACGAGAAGUUUAAAGUCCAAUACCCGCAGAACAAGGCCUGCAAAAUGAGUCGCGUCAGGGAUUUGCCGCCCGUUUCCGGGUCUAUCGUUUGGGCGAAACAAAUCGAGAGACAACUCUCUGUUUAUAUGAAACGCGUUGAGGAUGUGUUGGGCAAGGGAUGGGAGAAUCACGUCGAGGGCCAGAAGCUAAAGAGCGACGCCGACAGCUUCCGAAUGAAACUCAACACUCAGGGAAUAUUCGACGAGUGGACACGAAAUGUGCAACAAAGACAACUCAAUGUCUCCGGAAGAAUAUUCAAUAUCGAAAGCUUUCGGUCCAAAAGUGGAAAGGGAAGUGUUCUUAAGCUUCGCGUCAACUUUAUGCCCGAAAUCAUAACUUUGGCCAAAGAAGUGCGAAACUUAAGGAGUUUAGGCUUUAGAGUGCAGUUAGCGAUCGUCAAUAAAGCCCAUCAGGCGAACCAACACUACCCGUUCGCCGUCUCCCUCAUCGAAACAGUGAAGUCCUAUGAGAGGGCGUGUGAGAAAGUGGAACAGAGACCCACUGUCGCCCUUCUCGUGGCCGGCCUUAAGAGAGACGUUCAGGACUUGAUUGCUGAAGGCGUUGGACUCGUUUGGGAAUCAUAUAAAAGAGACUCUUAUGUCCAAAGACUGGCGGAAAGUGUAUUCAAUUUCCAGGAGAAAGUGGACGAACUAUUAGACGUCGCCGAACAGAUUGAAGUGGAAGUCCGAAGUAUUGAGGGCUGCAGUUAUAGUACAACUGUUUUGUCUGAAAUUCUCAAUAAGAUUCAGAAAGCCGUCGACGACUUGAGUUUACAGAGAUAUUCCAAUUUAAGCGAAUGGGUCACCCGUUUGGACGAAGACAUUGAGACUAAACUUGCGGUUCGUCUCGAGGCUGGAAUUAAGGCGUGGACUCAAGCGCUGUUUAGCAACCAAGAAGACGAUAUGGAUGUUCUGACGGACACUGACUCGCCGACCACUACUGUCGUGAAACCCGGCGGAGAUCCGAAGAUUCAGAAAAUGAUUCAUGAGAUCCGUAUCACGAAUCAAGUGAUGUAUGUGAGUCCCAGUGUAGAGGAGGCCCGCUUUGAUUUGAUGCAACAGCUGUUCGCGUGGGAGAACGUUGUGCUCACUCUCAACCGAAUCGAAAGCACUCGAUAUCAGGUCGGGUUAGACAGACCGGUGGCCCCGCAAUACAGAGACCUAUUGAAUCGGAUGCCUGAAGGGGUGAAUGUUCUCGAAGCCGCCUAUGAAGCCAUCGAAAAUAAAAUCAAACAAAUGCAGGAAUAUAUCACUCAAUGGUUGACAUAUCAGUCCCUUUGGGACCUUCAGCCCGAUAUGCUGUACACUAAACUCGGAGAGAAUAUCUCUCUUUGGAUGAAUACUUUGGUUGAGAUAAAGAAGUCGAGAACUACUUUCGAUACGACGGAAACCCGUAAAGAGAUCGGACCCAUAGUCGUGGACUACGCCAAAGUGCAGUCCAAAGUGACGCUCAAAUACGACUCGUGGCAUAAAGAGGUUCUGAGCAAAUUUGGCGGACUAUUAGGCACUGAGAUGUCAGGUCUGCACCAAAUUAUCUCUAAGUCGAGGAGCGAAUUAGAACAGCACUCCAUCGACACGGCCAACACCAAAGAUGCCGUCACUUUCAUUACUUACGUCCAGUCGCUUAAGAAUAAGACGCGGCAGUGGGAGAAACAGGUCGACACAUACAAAGAGGGACAAAGGAUUCUGGAGAGACAGCGCUUCCAAUUCCCCAAUAAUUGGCUUCACGUCGACAACAUUGAGGGCGAGUGGAGUGCUUUCAAUGAGAUUAUGAAACGCAAAGACGCGUCGAUUCAACAACAGGUGUCGAGCCUUCAAGUGAAGAUUGUGGCCGAAGACAAGUCAGUUGAGUCGCGAACUCUAGACUUCCUUCACGAGUGGGAGAGAGGAAAGCCAGUCGAGGGGUCGGCGUCUCCUAAAGAAGCGUUGAAUCGGUUGACUAUUUUCGAGACAAAAUUCAAUCAUCUGAGAGAAGAUCGCGAUAAUGUCUUGAGAGCCAAAGAGGCCCUCGAAUUACUAGAACCCGGUUUGGCUCCCGUCAGCGCCAGUGAUGAGAAACUUCAGGUCGCGCUCGAAGAACUUCAGGACUUGAAGGAAGUUUGGACUGAAUUGUCUAAAGUUUGGGAACAAAUUGAUUUACUAAAAGAGUUGCCGUGGCUUUCAGUACAGCCUCGAAAACUGCGGCAACAAUUGGAUGGACUUAUGGCUCAAUUGAAGGACAUGCCGGCCCGCCUCAGACAAUACGCGUCGUAUGAUUUCGUGAAACGAGUGCUUCAGGCGUACACGAAGUCAAAUAUGUUGAUCAUUGAACUCAAAUCAGAUGCUCUCAAAGAGCGCCAUUGGAAGCAAUUGACGCGUCAACUGAAUGUUCGUUGGGUUCUGUCUGAACUGACUUUAGGACAGGUCUGGGACGUGGACCUCCAGCGAAAUGAGCCCAUUGUUAAGGACAUUAUACUUGUGGCUCAGGGAGAGAUGGCUCUCGAGGAGUUCCUGAAGCAGGUUCGGGAGGCCUGGCAGACAUAUGAACUCGAUUUAGUUAACUAUCAAAACAAGUGCCGAAUUAUUCGCGGAUGGGAUGACCUCUUCAACAAAGUGAAGGAACACAUCAACUCAAUCACAGCAAUGAAACUCUCGCCCUAUUAUAAGGAGUUCGAAGAGGACGCCCUGUCGUGGGAGGAGAAGCUCAACAGAAUUAACGCUCUCUUCGAUGUCUGGAUUGACGUCCAGAGACGUUGGGUUUAUUUGGAGGGCAUAUUCAGCGGUAGUUCAGAUAUCCAGGCCUUACUGCCCGUCGAGACCUCACGUUUUCAGUCAAUUAGUUCAGAAUUUUUGACUUUAAUGAAGAAAGUGUCCAAAAGUCCAAUGGUUAUGGAUGUCCUCAAUAUUCCUGGCGUUCAGCGCUCUCUGGAGAGAUUGGCCGACCUUUUGGGCAAAAUUCAAAAAGCUUUGGGAGAAUAUCUGGAAAGAGAGAGGUCUUCGUUCCCGCGAUUCUACUUCGUUGGCGACGAAGAUUUGCUUGAAAUUAUCGGAAACAGUAAAAACAUUCCUCGACUUCAGAAACACUUUAAGAAGAUGUUUGCCGGCGUCUCGUCUAUUAUUCUCAAUGAAGACUUCACUUCAGUGUUGGGCUUAUGCUCUAAAGAGGGCGAAGAAGUUCGCUUUUUUACGCCCAUCUCUAUCGUCGAACACCCGAAGAUUAAUGAGUGGUUAAGUCUUCUGGAGAGGGAAAUGCGUAUAACAUUAGGCAAACUGUUGGCGUCGGCGGUCGCAGAAAGCGCUCCAUUCAAGAGCGGAAAUAUAGAAAUCGAUAAAUUCGUCAAAUGGUUGGACUCUUUCCAGGCGCAGGUCAUUGUUCUGGCGGCACAGAUAUCGUGGUCUGAAUACGUGGAGAACACUCUCUUACAGAUCAGUAAUCAAAAUCUGAAAACUUGUGAAUUACUGGAGAAUGUGUUGCAAUCUGUGGAACUGACUCUUAAAGUGUUGGCCGACUCUGUUCUUCAGGAACAGCCGCCUCUUCGGCGCAAAAAGUUAGAGCAUCUCAUCACUGAAUUCGUCCACAAGAGAGACGUGACGCGAACUCUCAUCAAAAACAAUGUCUGCUCUCCGAAGUCCUUCGACUGGUUGUCUCAAAUGAGGUUCUACUUUGACCCCCGACAGCACGAUGUGCUCCAACAGCUGUCCGUCCAUAUGGCGAACGCAAAGUUCAACUAUGGCUUCGAAUACCUCGGAGUUCAGGACAAACUCGUUCAGACGCCGCUCACUGAUCGCUGUUAUCUAACUAUGACUCAAGCAUUGGAGUCAAGACUCGGCGGCUCUCCCUUCGGACCGGCCGGCACUGGAAAGACUGAAUCCGUCAAAGCAUUAGGCAAUCAAUUGGGAAGAUUUGUUCUCGUCUUCAACUGCGACGAGACAUUCGACGUGCAGGCCAUGAGCCGUAUAUUUGUAGGUCUGUGUCAAGUGGGGGCCUGGGGUUGCUUUGAUGAGUUCAAUCGACUGGAGGAGCGAAUGUUGAGCGCUGUCUCUCAACAGAUUCAGAUGAUUCAGGAGACGCUUAAGAAUCUGCAAAACAAAACCGAAUUAACUGUAGAACUGAUCGGAAAACAGGUCCGAAUCAACGCCGAUAUGGCCAUCUUCAUAACUAUGAAUCCCGGAUACGCCGGACGGUCUAACUUACCCGACAAUCUCAAGAAACUGUUCCGUUCGCUGGCUAUGAAUAAACCCGACCGACAACUCAUCGCUGAAGUCAUGCUAUUCUCCCAGGGCUUCAGAACAGCCGAGAAGUUGGCCACAAAAAUUGUCCCGUUUUUCAAACUCUGUGACGAACAGCUCUCCAACCAAUCCCACUAUGACUUCGGCUUAAGAGCCCUUAAGAGUGUUCUCGUCAGCGCCGGUAAUAUUAAAAGAGAUAGGAUUCAGAAAAUCAAAGAAGAUAUGAGAGAGAGGGGUGAAGGCGACAAAAUAAAUGAGGGUUUGAUUGCUGAACACCUGCCCGAACAAGAAAUCCUUAUUCAAAGUGUUUGUGAGACAAUGGUUCCCAAAUUAGUCGCUGAAGACAUUCCGUUGCUUUUCUCACUUCUGUCGGACGUCUUCCCUGGAAUUAAGUACACGAGGGCUGAGAUGAAGGGACUUAAGGAGCAAAUCAUGAAAGUGUGUCAAGAAAUGUAUUUGGUUUGUGAUUACGAGUCCGAGACUUCCAAUGAAGACAAUAACGCGAGCUCUUGGAUGGCAAAAGUGCUGCAAUUAUACCAAAUAUCUCAACUAAAUCACGGCCUAAUGAUGGUGGGCCCGAGUGGGAGCGGCAAAUCGACGGCCUGGAGGGUUCUCCUCAGAGCACUCGAACGCUAUGAAGGUGUCGAAGGCAUCGCUCAUGUGAUCGAUCCAAAAGCUAUAUCCAAAGAAGCACUUUAUGGCACUCUUGACCCGAACACUCGCGAGUGGACAGACGGUCUGUUUACGCAUAUUCUGCGCAAAAUCAUUGAUAACGUGAGGGGAGAGAUCAACAAAAGGCAAUGGAUUAUAUUUGAUGGAGACGUCGACCCCGAAUGGGUUGAGAAUCUCAACAGUGUUUUAGACGACAAUAAACUACUGACUCUUCCAAACGGUGAGCGACUGAGUAUUCCUCCAAAUGUUCGCAUUAUGUUUGAAGUACAGGACCUUAAGUACGCCACUUUGGCCACUGUCUCGCGGUGUGGUAUGAUUUGGUUCAGUGAAGAUGUUUUGUCGACUGAAAUGAUUUUUGAGAACUUCUUCUUGAGAUUACGAAACAUUGCUUUAGAAGACACUGAAGACGACUUCCCAACCUAUGGCUCAAAGAAAAUACGGUCCGAUAGUGACGGCAAUCAGUCUGAAGUACAACAUCCAGGCCUUCAGACACAACAUGAUUUUGCAAAUAUAUUACAGCCGUUCUUCACAUCCGAUGGUCUCGUUGUGAGAGCUCUAGAGUUUGCCUCAAAACAGGAACAUAUCAUGGAUUUCACGCGAUUACGAGCGCUGAGCAGUUUGUUCUCAAUGUUGAACCAGUCGUGUAGAAACAUAUUGAACUACAACCACAAUCACCCGGACUUCCCGAUGCAACACGACAUACUCGAGCGCUAUAUCCCCCGAUCCCUAGUCUACGGCCUCUUGUGGUCGUUCGCCGGCGACGCGAAGCUUAAAGUGAGGAGCGAUUUGGGAGACUUCAUCCGAAGCAUUACUACCAUUCCCUUACCACCCGCCACCUCAGCCCUGCCUCUCAUUGACUAUGAGGUGACUUUCAACGGCGAGUGGUCUCUCUGGCAGAACAAAGUUCCCCAAAUUGAAGUGGAAACCCAUAAAGUGGCCGCACCUGAUGUUGUGGUCCCUACUGUCGACACAGUACGACACGAAUCACUAUUGAAUACAUGGCUCGCAGAACACAAACCACUAGUCCUGUGCGGACCUCCCGGUUCUGGAAAGACUAUGACAUUAUUUAGUUCAUUGCGUUCACUGCCAGACAUGGAAGUGGUUGGCCUUAACUUUUCGAGCGCUACUACUCCUGAGCUAUUAUUGAAGACUUUUGAUCACUACUGCGAAUACCGAAAGACACCGAACGGAGUGGUAUUGUCUCCGAUACAGAUCGGAAAGUGGCUCAUAUUGUUCUGCGAUGAAAUCAAUUUACCCCAAAUCGACAAAUAUGGAACCAUUCGAGUGAUAUCCUUCUUAAGACAACUGGUCGAAUGCGGCGGCUUUUAUAGGACUACUGAUCAGACUUGGGUUAAGUUGGAAAGAAUUCAAUUCGUCGGCGCCUGUAAUCCGCCCACAGAUCCCGGCAGAAAGCCGUUGUCCCACAGAUUCUUGCGUCACGUGCCCGUCAUUUAUGUCGACUAUCCGGGAGAGACAUCUCUUAAACAAAUUUACGGCACAUUCAAUAGAGCUCUCUUAAGGAUAGUGCCGGCGCUCAGGGCUUAUGCCGAACCGCUGACCGCAGCUAUGGUUGAGUUUUAUUUGAUAUCACAAGAGAGGUUCACUCAAGACAUGCAACCGCAUUAUGUGUACUCUCCGCGAGAACUGACGCGUUGGGUCCGCGGUAUCGUUGAGGCCAUCAGACCCCUCGAGACCCUUACAGUCGAAGGUCUGGUGCGUUUGUGGGCUCACGAAGCACUCCGUCUAUUUCAGGACCGUUUGGUCGAAGACUCCGAACGCAUUUGGACGGACGAGAACGUGAAUAUCGUGGCACUCAAACACUUCCCUAAUAUUGACAAACAGGCGGCUCUACAGCGACCCAUACUUUACAGCAAUUGGUUGUCCAAAGAUUACAUUCCCGUCGACCGCGAAGUGUUGCGUGAGUUUACCAAAGCGCGGCUCAAAGUGUUUUAUGAAGAAGAGCUCGACGUCUCUCUCGUGCUGUUCAAUGAAGUGUUGGAUCACGUGUUGAGAAUCGACCGAAUCUUCCGUCAACCUCAGGGUCACGUCCUCCUGAUUGGUGUGAGCGGUGCCGGAAAGACAACACUCUCUCGAUUCGUCGCGUGGAUGAAUGGGUUGAGUGUCUUUCAGAUCAAAGUUCACAACAAGUAUUCGGCCGCAGAUUUCGACGAAGAUUUGCGUCAAGUUCUGAGACGUUCCGGUUGUAAAGACGAGAAGAUUUGUUUCAUUUUAGACGAGUCUAAUGUUAUGGACUCUGGAUUUCUCGAAAGAAUGAACACAUUGUUAGCCAAUGGAGAAGUGCCCGGACUUUUCGAGGGCGACGAAUACACUACUCUUAUGACUCAAAUCAAAGACUCCUCACAAAGGGAAGGCCUUAUGCUUGACUCCAAUGAAGAACUCUAUAAAUGGUUUACACAUCAAGUGAUAAAAAAUCUUCACGUCGUCUUCACAAUGAAUCCCUCGUCUGAAGGCCUCAAAGACCGGGCGGCAACCUCUCCGGCGCUCUUCAAUCGAUGUGUUCUCAAUUGGUUCGGCGACUGGACUAAUGAGGCCCUCUUCCAAGUGGGCCGAGAGUUCACAUCUAAGCUCGACAUCGAUAAUACCAAAUACGUUGCGCCGCAAUAUUUCCCGUCAGCCUUCCUUGGGUUUACUGCCACUCCUAACCAUAGGGACGCCGUUAUCAAUGCAUUCGUGUAUAUCCACCAAACCCUACACCACGCAAACGAACGACUACUCAAAAGAGGUGGAAGAGUGACGACUAUAACUCCUCGACAUUAUCUCGAUUUCAUUAACCAUUACGUGAAACUCUAUUACGAGAAGUGUUCAGAACUGGAAGACGAACAGUUGCACCUCAACGUCGGUCUCUCGAAGAUCAGAGAGACUGUCGAACAGGUGGAGGAACUGCAGAAGUCGUUGGCCUCGAAAAGUAAUGAAUUGGAGGCUAAAAAUCAAGCGGCGAAUGCGAAGCUCAGAGAAAUGCUUAAAGACCAACAGGAGGCCGAACGCCGUAAAGUCAAGUCACAGGAGCUGCAGAUUAUGCUUAAGAAACAAGAGGCGUCUAUCGCUGAGAAGACCAAUGAUGUGAUGGCAGACUUGGCUAAAGUGAAACCAGCAGUAGAAGAGGCACAACAAGCGGUGCAAUCAAUUAAAAAGCAGAAUUUAGUAGAGGUUAGGUCUAUGACUAAUCCUCCGCCAGCCGUUAAGUUAGCCCUCGAAUCCAUUUGUCUUUUGUUGGGAGAGUCGACCACCGAAUGGAAAGUUAUUCGUUCGGUUCUGAUGAAAGAUAAUUUCAUCUCAACGAUAGUUAAUUUCCAAACCGAUGACGUGACCGAUGACAUCCGACAGAAAAUGAUUAACAAAUACCUCAAUAAUCCGGAUUACAAUUUCGAGAAAGUGAACCGGGCCAGUCUAGCGUGUGGACCACUGGUGAAAUGGGCAAUAGCCCAGGUGAAUUACGCCGAUAUGCUCAACAAAAUCGAACCGCUGAGGAAUGAAUUGAACAGUUUGGAGGCCGAGGCGCAGAUCAAUAAGAAUCAGGCCAUAGAGACCGACAGAAUUGUGGCCCAAUUGGAGAAGAGUAUCGCCGCCUAUAAGGAGGAGUACGCAAACCUUGUCAGUCAGGCCCAGGCUAUCAAAGCCGACUUGGCUUCAGUCCAGUCCAAAGUGGACCGAAGUAUUGCACUCCUCAAGAGUCUGAGUAAUGAGAGGGAGAGAUGGGAGCAGUCGAGCGAAACAUUCAAAAGCCAAAUGCAGACCAUUGCCGGCGAUGUAUUGCUUUCAUCGGCUUUCCUCGCAUACGCCGGUUAUUUCGAUCAACAAUAUCGACAAAAUCUGUUCAACAGCUGGUGCUCUCAUUUACAACAAGUGAAUAUUCUGUUCCGAUCGGAUUUGGCGCGAACUGAGUACCUGUCCAGUGCUGAUGAGCGGCUCAGAUGGCAAGCAAACAAUUUGCCGACCGAUGACUUGUGCACUGAGAACGCUAUUAUGUUAAAGAGAUUCAACAGAUAUCCACUUAUUAUCGACCCGUCCGGACAGGCGACUAAAUUCUUGUUAAGUGAAUACGAGAGUAAACGCAUCACAAAAACCAGUUUCCUGGACGACUCGUUCCGCAAAAAUCUCGAGAGUGCUCUCCGUUUUGGUAAUCCAUUGCUGGUUCAGGACGUCGAGAGUUAUGACCCGAUAUUGAAUCCAGUCUUGAAUAGAGAGGUUCGAAAGACUGGCGGAAGAGUUCUCAUUACUUUAGGCGAUCAGGACAUCGAUCUCUCGCCCUCUUUCUGCAUAUUCCUAUCGACCAGAGAUCCAACGGUUGAGUUCCCGCCAGACAUCUGUUCGCGCGUCACUUUUGUCAACUUCACGGUCACCCGAAGUAGUCUUCAGUCUCAAUGUCUGAAUCAAGUAUUGAAAGUCGAGAGACCGGACAUCGAUGAGAAGCGCUCAGAUUUGCUUAAACUUCAGGGAGAGUUUCACGUUAAGCUCCGACAGCUUGAGAAGUCAUUACUACAGGCGUUGAAUGACGUAAAGGGACGCAUAUUGGAUGACGACUCCAUUAUCAGUACUCUCGAGAAACUGAAGAACGAUGCGGCGGACAUCUCGAAGAAAGUGGAAGAGACGGAUAAAGUGAUGGCAGAAGUGGACACUGUUUCGCAGCAGUAUAUGCCGUUAUCGCAGGCCUGCAGCUCCAUUUACUUCACUCUGGAGGGCCUAAAUCAGGUGCAUUUCCUCUAUCAAUAUUCUCUGCACUUCUUUUUGGACAUAUAUCACGACGUUUUGACGAACAACCCGUUACUCAAUAACAUGACUGAACCCAACGCUCGACUAUCAGCUAUAACUCAUACGCUCUUUGAGGUGGUCUACCAAAGAGUGACGCGAGGAAUGCUUCACGAGGACUGGUUGGUGUUCGCACUUCUGUUGUGCAAAAUAUAUCUGCGAGUCUUCUCAAAUGAACUUAACUUUGAGGUCGAAUUCAAUCAUCUGAUGCGAGGUCGCGAAGGCAUUCUUCCGGGACAGCCAACCAUUCAUGUCGAAGGACUCAAAUCAGAUCAAUUGGAAGGCGCAACCGCUCUCUCAAAGUUGGUCUCAUUUAAGUCACUCCAAGAAAACAUCAAUUCAUUGAAAGACUUUGAAGAUUGGGUUCAAAACAGUUCUCCGGAAACAUGUGUUCCACAGCUAUGGGAAGAGUCCAAACCACUCACACCUAUCGGCACAGCAAUGCAUCAGCUAUUAGUGAUCCAAGCGUUUAGACCGGACAGAGUCAUAGCAAUGGCCAAUCGAGUCAUUCACGCCAUACUUGGCUCUGAUUUCUUACACGCGGCCGAAGCUGAGCUCAAUUUGGGGGCAAUUAUUGAGAAAGAGGUUAAGGCGUCGACUCCUAUACUCAUGUGUUCGGCCCCAGGAUAUGAUGCCAGCGGUCGUGUGGAUGAUCUCGCGGCUGAACUCAACAAAACUAUUACAUCCAUAGCUAUCGGAUCGGCUGAAGGGUUCAGUCAGGCGGAGAAGGCCAUCAACUCUGCCUCCAAGAGUGGCAAAUGGGUUCUCCUUAAGAACGUUCAUUUGGCGCCUCAAUGGCUGAUCCAACUCGAGAAGAAACUCCACACUUUGCAAACCCACCCGACGUUUAGACUUUUCCUGACUCUGGAAAUCCAUCCCAAAGUACCGGUAAAUCUGUUACGCGCCGGAAGAAUAUUCGUUUUCGAGCCGCCGCCAGGAAUCAGAGCUAAUCUGUUGCGAACAUUCAAUACAAUCCCGGCCUCAAGAAUGAUGAGACCACCCAAUGAAAGAUCGCGACUCUAUUUCCUGUUGUCGUGGUUUCACGCCAUCGUUCAGGAAAGGCUCAGAUAUUGUCCGCUCGGAUGGUCUAAAAGCUAUGAGUUUAACGAUUCGGAUCUACGCGUGGCCUGCGAUACACUCGACACUUGGAUCGAUACGGUGGCGAUGGGAAGGACUAAUUUACCGCCAGAGAAGGUCCCCUGGGAUGCAAUCGGCAUACUAUUCGGUCAAUGCAUAUAUGGCGGCAAAAUUGAUAACGAUUUCGAUCAGAGAUUAUUGACUUCUUUCAUCAAUAAGUUGUUCACUGCGAAGAGUUUUGAUCCAGAGUUCGCUUUAGUGUCUGGAGUGGAGGCACCCGAAGGCGGAAAGACUUGUAUUUCAAUACCUGAAGGAAUUCUACGCAGAGAUCAGUUCUUGAAUUGGGUGGAAACGCUUCCGGACCGUCAGAUGCCGUCGUGGUUAGGACUGCCCAACAACGCCGAGAAAGUGCUUUUGACUAAUUCUGGAACAGAUCUGAUCGCAAAACUUCUUAAACUACAACUACUCGAAGACGACGACGACUUAGUCAUGCAAUCGCAAGAAGGAGUCAAAGCCAAACGCCAUUCCUCUGACGGCAGACCCGCGUGGAUGAGAACUCUGUUGAAUAGCGCCUCCACUUGGCUUCGAGUCGUUCCCAAUAGUUUGCAAACAAUGAAGAGAACCUCCGAUAACAUCAAAGAACCUCUUUAUCGAUACUUUGAGCGCGAAGUGAAUAUUGCGUCGAAAUUGCUUCAAGUGGUGAGACAUGACUUGGAAGACGUGCAGCACAUCUGUCGCGGAGAGAAGAAGCAGACCAAUCAUCACAGAGAGAUCAUCGCCUGUCUCGCUAAGGGAAUGAUUCCCAACCAUUGGCGCAAAUAUACAGUUCCGCAAACCUGUACUGUCAUCCAAUGGAUCACUGACUUCACCGAUAGAGUAAAACAACUGCAGAAAGUGUCGUCCACUGCGAGUCCCAAUCUGAAGAAUCUGAACAUAUGGUUGGGCGGACUCUUCAACCCCGAGGCUUACAUAACAGCGACGCGUCAGUUCGUGGCGCAGGCCAACGGCUGGUCUUUAGAAGAGCUAUUCCUCGAAGUCUUAAUUUCUGAUUCCGAUAAGAAGAAUGUCUCGGAGGACGGAACCUUUGGAGUGACAGGUCUCAAACUACAGGGCGCGCAGACCAAACACAACAAACUCUACCUGUCGUCCACUAUAUUCACUGAUUUGGCGCUCACUUCCCUUCGUUGGAUUCGAGCUAAUGCCGAUGCGAAGCAAUCCAACAAAAAGGUGACACUACCGGUGUAUCUCAACUCAACUCGAGCCGAACUCUUGUUUUCCGUGGACCUGGAGUUGGGGGACAAUCAAAACGCUUACAGUUUCUACGAAAGAGGCGUCGCAUUCAUGUGUUUGAGUGCAAUCGGAUAACCAAUCCGUUUAUUACUAUCAAUACUUCCUUUAGUUACACAAAAACUAUUUCAAAUUUGUUUUAUUAAUCAUUUUAUAAAUGUUUUCAAUCAAACAAAAUCUGAUUGAAAGGCUUUAAAAGGCUAUUAUUUGGUACGAAAUCAAAAUAAUUAUUUAUCAAUAAAUUGCUUUUAUCUAUAUUUCUUUGAA
Messenger RNA from Oppiella nova, 14190 nucleotides. Lineage: Eukaryota; Metazoa; Arthropoda; Arachnida; Sarcoptiformes; Oppiidae. The record is from the annotation of a GenBank genome assembly.